GUUGUAUCUGGUGCAAGAAGAAGUAGCUAGCUAGUUAGAACAGUCGGCUAUUUAAGAAUAUAUUUCGUUUAAAUAAUUUCAUCCAAAAGAACUGUCCGUCGUGCUCAUUAUAUGAUAGCGUUGGUUACGUGAAGAGUCGGUGGGAAAGAUCGGUGUGGAAUUUUCAAUUGUAUUUGUUUUUAUUACGUUUUUCCAAAGAAGAUGGACAGUCAGUACCAGCGCUCUGUACCACUGGAGGUGAGGAGGGCAGAGGGUGAGAGGGUGCGAGCCAAGCAUCCCGACAAGAUACCGAUCAUUGUGGAGAGGGCUACCAGGUCGAGAGCUCCUGACCUGGACAAGAAGAAGUACCUCGUGCCCUCUGACCUCACAGUGGGUCAACUGUGCUUCCUGAUCCGACAGCGUGUGUCUAUGAGACCUGAGGAGGCUCUCUUCUUUUUCGUCAACAACUCCCUUCCCCCAUCCAGUUCUCCUCUCUCUGCUGUCUAUGAGGAGCACCAUGAAGAGGACCUGUUCCUAUACAUGACCUACAGUAAUGAGAGCGUCUACGGUGCCUGAGACGGGACAAAAAGGAGGAAAGAGAGGGAGAGAGCUCUUUGUAAUGUUUCACCACUAUUCUUUAAGAAUUUAGGAGAUGGUGGGGAGGAGAGUUUGGUGGGUAGGGUUUGUAUAAGUUUUGUCAGUAUUUUUGGAGUGAUCAUAUUCUGUGUCAGUAUGCUCUCAACCAUGGUAAGGCAUUCUAAAUUUGAAAAAUAACGGGGUAAUUGGAAAUAGGGGGAGUGAAAAAGAGAUUUCAAUAAAAGAAGAGUGUUAAGGGGAAAGCUCUUUUAUUCCUAUCUUUCUUUCUCAGCCAGCCAUCUGUAUUUAAUGCAAAUAGUAUUUUUUGUGUGUAAAUUAAUAUCAUGGACUUUUGUGGAAAAUAAAAUCUAAAAUGCAUGGUUUGCU
This is a messenger RNA of Salmo salar (Atlantic salmon), 942 nucleotides long. RefSeq names its product Gamma-aminobutyric acid receptor-associated protein-like 1 (gene grl1). Lineage: Eukaryota; Metazoa; Chordata; Actinopteri; Salmoniformes; Salmonidae. The record is from RefSeq and is marked provisional.